UCUCUCUCUCAAGCUCUCUCUCUCUCCGCCUCCUCUUCAUUCGACCGAGUGGCAGCGCUGGGAGAGCAUCGUUACCUUUACCGCCGUUUUACCGCGCGCUCAUCUGCUGACAGCUGCCAUCUCCGGUAAUACCAUACAUAUACUUUCUUUUUCGUUAAUGUUCACCUGUUCAUUUUCUGGAAUUUUGUAGAUUCAUGAUUUGUCUGCACAGUGUUUCUAUUGCCUUUCCUUAGGUGACUGCACAGUGUUUACCGAAUCGCCUUCCCAGAGGCGCAGAGAAAUUGUGUGAAAUUGAUACAGUGGUUGAUUUAUCUACAUUGAAACCCAAAAGCCCCUCGAGCUGCCCUGAGAAGAAACGGGACUGCUCUCCCCCUCCACACACACACGCUCCGGGUGCAGCACUGCGCAGAGACCGGACGCAGCGAACCAACAGGAGAGGGGACGUGCACAGCGACAGUAGCGAAGCACAACGUAACUGAGGAGUUUGGACAAAAGGCUGGCAUCAGAUGAAUCCCGUUGUUUAGGACUUAGCUCAAUUACACUACACCCCUCUUUCGGAUUUGCACUUGGUCGUGUGACGGUAAUAGGGUAGGAUGGAUUUCCCCUUGCUUAUGGCUCUGGUGUUUUGCGCGCUGACGGUCCCGGGAUUCGGGGAUAUGGGGAGCGGAAAAGCUCAGAGUUGUUCGGAUAUCCGACAGUUCUACAACGGCAAGGGAUUCAGUCUGAACGGAGUGCCCCAGUCGGAAAUAUCAGGAGAGCAUCUGAGGAUCUGUCCCCAAGGCUACACGUGUUGCACUAGUGUCAUGGAGGACAGCCUAUCCAAUCUGAGUCGCACAGAGAUGGAGGGCCUGAUCAGAGACGCUGGACGAGCCCUGCAAGCCUCCCUCAAUGGACAGUACAAGGUCUUCGACGGUUACCUCCUGGAGCUGCUGAACCAUUCCGAGGGUGUCCUGCAGGAGUCCUAUCCCCCGGUGCUGGGUUCCCUGUACACCCAGAACACCCGCGUGUUCUCUGACCUGUACACGGAGCUGAGACGGUACUACCGUGGUUCCAACGUCAACAUAGAGGAGGCUCUCAACGAGUUCUGGGCCCGCCUGUUGGAGAGGCUGUUCAAGGGAGCCAACGGACGGUAUCUCAUAGGUGAUGACUACCUGGAGUGUGUGUCCAAGCAGUCGGAGACGCUGCGACCCUUUGGUGACACGCCCCGCGACCUCAAGUUGAAGGUGACGCGUACAUUUGUGGCAGCACGCUCCUUUGUCCAGGGACUGGUGAUCAGCGGGGAGGUGGUUCGCAAGGUGUCACAGGUGCCCCUGAGCCCAGAGUGCAUGCGUGCCAUCAUGAAGAUGACGUACUGUCCCCACUGCCGUGGAGUGCCCUCUGCCAGGCCCUGUGCCAACUACUGUGCCAACGUGCUGAAGGGCUGCCUCGCUAACCAGGCUGACCUGGACACAGAGUGGAGGAACUUGGCUGAUGCCAUGCUGCAGGUGGCUAACAGGUUUGAGGGUGCGUCCAGUGUGGAUGUGGUGUUCCGCUCUCUACCCACACACAUGUCAGAGGCUAUCACCACCAUGAUGGACAACAUAGACACGUUUAACAACAAGGUGUUCCAGGCAUGUGGGAAUCCGAGGGAGGGAGGAACCAGCAGCACUGGGUUGGAGGAGGUGAAGAGGAGGGGGAAGGUUACAGUGGAGACCAGCCCAACCUCUGGGGCUAGGCUGGAGAAACUGGUGUCUGAUGUGUCGAGUAGGCUGAGGGACAUGCAGCCCUACUGGGUCUCGUUACCCAGCACCCUCUGCAGUGACAGGGUGGCCACUAGGACCCAAGCAGACAAGUGCUGGAACGGCAUGGCCCGUGCCAGGUACCUUCCAGAGGUAAUGGGUGACGGCCUGGCUAGUCAGAUCAACAACCCUGAGGUAGAGAUCGACAUCACCAAGCCAGACAUGACUAUACGCCAACAGAUCAUGCAGCUCAAAAUCAUGACCAACCGCCUCAAGAACGCUUUCAAUGGCAACGAUGUGGACUUUCAGGACACCAGUGAUGAUGUCAGUGGUUCAGGAAGUGGGAUGUGCACAGAUGAAAACUGUCCCCGGGGCCCGCGCCUCAUGGCCCCCAGCACAGACAGACCCAAAGUGUAUGCCUACCCUCCGGAGAACAAGAAGGUUGUGAAAGCAUCAGCUAACCACAACCUCCCAUCCAUCGCCCUCUACCUGCUCUCAUUUGUCAUGUUGCUGCUCCGGCGAUAAUUGACCGGGUAUUCCACCAAUCGGGACUGAGUUUGGGACAUGGGGGGCAGGACGAGGGGUUGGGAAGAGAAGAGAAGACGUCGGGGGGUUACUUACUUACUUUGCCAAAAACAAAACAAAAAUAACGAAAACAAAAACGAAUGGACUUCCUUUUGGUCUCGGAUAAGAACAAAAAUAGAGUAAUGAGUAUUAUAUUAUUCAUAGAUUUUUUGGUUCUGUUCUUGUCUUUUAUUUUAUGGUAUACGGCACCACUAGAGCUGGUCUUUUCAAAUGUUUAUUUAGUUUUGUUUUCUGGUGUUUGGGUUCUCUGAGAUAUAUGUACCUAAGACAUGUUCAGAGUCAAUCUAUAGACUAUAGAGAUAUACAGGAUGUUAGUGUUGGUUGACGCUGUGUAGGUGGGACUUUUCAGUCGCGCUGAGCCAAACGUUUGUUUUCCCACUCAUGUAAACAGCCUUUAUGUCUGAGGAGAUUAUUUAUUUAUUAAAAACAGAGGAAAUAAUACCCCCCGGAGCGUCUUUGGGCUCCCCAAUAUUUAUAGAAAAAGUACUUCUAUCCCAAAUUCAAAUGAAAUAAACUAUUGAUGAGUUUUAAGGAGGAUAAUCUGGCCCCGGGGGUUUCGGUAAGGCCCUGAAAACCUCUUAGCAUUAAACCCACACAUCACAUGGCAACAGUGAGAAAAUUAAAACGCUUCACAUAAGCAGUUUUUUCUUCUGCUUGAUAAUGUAAAGCUGUAACAGUAGUGAUCAUAUUCACACAGACAUGAUCCUUCCAUCCCUCUAUCCUUCUGUUCUUCCAUCCCUCUAUCCCUCUGUUCUUCUGUUCUUCCAUCCCUCUAU
Coregonus clupeaformis (lake whitefish) is the source of this 3079-nucleotide messenger RNA. RefSeq names its product glypican-1-like. Gene Ontology annotation, biological process: cell migration; negative regulation of fibroblast growth factor receptor signaling pathway; regulation of protein localization to membrane. The record is from RefSeq and is a predicted model, not a curated record. The transcript has 10 exons. Lineage: Eukaryota; Metazoa; Chordata; Actinopteri; Salmoniformes; Salmonidae. Bases 594 to 2243 code for a protein of 549 amino acids. Gene Ontology annotation, cellular component: plasma membrane; synapse; extracellular region. Gene Ontology annotation, molecular function: fibroblast growth factor binding.